Molecule: messenger RNA, 3625 nt
Organism: Chara braunii
Lineage: Eukaryota; Viridiplantae; Streptophyta; Charophyceae; Charales; Characeae
Source: the annotation of a GenBank genome assembly
UGGCUUCUCGUAGCCGCUCCAAAACGGUGCGCAGGUGCUCCACAUGCUCGUCCAAACUCCGACUGUACACCAAGAUGCCGUCGAGGUAGAUGAGUACGAAUCUAUCCAGCAUGUGUUGGAACUCCAUUGUCAUAGCCGCUUGGAAUGUGGUCGGGGCAUUCGUAAGGCCAAAAGGCAUAACCAGGCAUUCGAAGUGCCCAUAUCGCAUCUUAAACGCGGUCUUGUAGCGGUCCUCCUGCCGGAUCUCGAGUUGGUGAUAUCCCGAUCGGAGGUCAAGCUUGGAGAAGAACUUGGCGCCGCCCAGCCGUUCGAGGAGGUCGUCGAUGCGCGGAAGAGGGCCGACGUUCUUGACGCGACGGGAGGAGAGGCGGUGCAGCGGCCGCGAGAGGUGGGGGGGGGCGGAGAGAUUGGGCAUGGUGAGCCCGACCAGCCAUUGGGGGGUAGAGGCGGUGGCAUCGAGGGGGACGUGAUCAUCGACGAUCGCGAGGCACGUGGCACGACCCGGGAGGGAUUCCCGGGACACGAGGAUCAGCCUGAGUUCGAUCCAUUGAUGGGGGAGAGGAUCGUGGACUGGCAGCGGCGAGGGGGCAAGGGGCAACAGCCUCCUGUGCAGGAACCGCCGGGGGAGGGUUCUUCCAAGAGGAAGGAAGGGGGGGCUGUUCCGGCUACCACUCAAGCUGGAAAGAGGCUUAGACAGGAGAAUGUGGAUGACGUGUACGGUGGCGAGUGGGUUGCUUGCCACAAGAAGGCCUUCCUUCGCUGGCUUUAUUCCAGCGGGGUUUCCUUCAAUGCCUUUCGCAAUGAGGCAUGGAGGGCAUAUCAGCAGGUGCUUCUUCAGCAGCCUGGCAGUUCGCCGCUCGCUGUGCUCCCUAGCCACAGCGAGAUUGCGAGCAUGCAGGCAGUGGAGAUGCACCGUGCGGAGUUGGCCGAGGAGUUGGAGGAGUUCAUGUCGCUCGUGCUCGAGUGGGCACAGGAUCUUGUGCAACGGGUGAAGGAGGCAUGCGCUCCUUUGGGGUCCUCGAUCGCAGACCGGAUCAUCAGGCGUGUGCAAGCACGCUCCCAGCACAUGCUAGAGCUGGCCCACUUCGUUGGGUUCUUACUGAACCCCCGCAGGCGACAUGUUCCAUAUUUUUCGGGCGAGGUGCAGGAGUACCAUGCUUGGCUUGUGAGACAAGCCAAGAGGUACAUUCUGACGCAGACGGGUUUCGAUUUGGAGGGUGCGGAGUACCUCCUUGCCUGCCGGCAGUUCGAGGACUUCCACAUGCAGCAGGGCAGGUUUGCGGAGAGGAACUGGGCAGUCCACGAGGGCAUCCACACGAAGAAGCGCAACAGGUUGGCCUUUGAGAAGGUCGUGCAGCUCGUUGAGAUCACCGCAAAUGUGCGGUUGACAGAGUAUCGGCGGGCAGGAUGCGGUUACGUGCUGCCAUGGCAGCGUGGCGAGGGGAUGUUGGACUGCCAGGCAGGACUAGAGGUUGAGCCGGUGCGCACGGGCACGCGCCAGGGGAUGACGGCGGCGGAGAUUGCAGAGCAGGUUGCGCUUAUUACGCGCGAUCCCAUCGGGUCUUCCGCACCGCCAUCCGCUGAUGCCGUUUUUGAGAGACUUGCUUGCAUUUUUCGUCCGUACCCCAGGGACGAUGACUCGGAUGAGGAGCCCGCACCCGAGGGAUCAGAUGACCCUGCCCUGCCCAUCCCGAUCGAGAUCGACGAGACGCAUGAGGAGGCCAAUGAUGCCGAGGUGAGGACAUACACGGCUCGGUGGGCAGCGGACCGGGCAGAGGAGGAGAUGCAGGGGGGAGACGAGGAUUUAUGGGGCCCUUUCGGGGAGGUGGCUUCCACGGGUGAUGCGCGUGCUGACAGAGGCGGGGCCUCUCAUGCCGACACGAGCCGUGCAGAGGCGGGGAGACCAACUCCUGCUCCAACCGGGCGAGAGCCGGCCGUUCAGCCACCUCCUGCGCCGGGUCCGGCACCGCCCACCCCCGUCUCGCCUCUACAGCCGGCCACUACACAGGCGGAGACGGAGGAGUUGGCAUCCUCCUUGCCUCCGCAGGGGGGUCUGCAGAGAUCGACGGUGGUUCGACAGCUGAGGUUACGAUCACCUUCCCCGGGGGUAUUACAGGAGGAGGGGGAUGUGGCAGCAGCAGCGCAGGAGGCAGCAACAGUCUCGACAGCGAGGGAGGAGGUGCCAGCACAGGCGACGGCUGAGGAGGAGGUAGCGGCAGCGAGGCUGCAGGAGGCCGUUCCUAUGGAUCAUGACGGUGUGGACACCGAUGAGCAGCUCGUGCGGCGCUUCAUCACGGAGGAGGUUGAUGCAGUCGUGGGGGGUUUGACCCCGGGGGCGGCGAUGGAGUUGGGGAUUUCUGGUCCCACAGGGGGGGCGGGGUCAGAGAUGGGGACGCACUUCGACUUCGACUUGUCGAUGGGCCCUCAACCUACUUGCGGCGGGGCGACAUCGACGGAUCGGGCGCCGUCACGGAACAACGCAGCAGACGCGACGGAGACACAGACCCCGAUGGAGAGGACGCAGGUAGAAUCUCCAGAUACAGCACGCGACAUCAUGGAGCGAGAGAGGGCUCGACUUAUGGCAUCGAGUAACCCGCGUGCUCAGGCGUUCGCACGACACUUGGAGGAGACCAAGCGUCGAGAGACUGGGGGGGAUGGUGUGCAGGGUGGGGUGGUGGCUGGGGAGGACGUUAUGGAGGGAGUAGCAGUAGAGGCCGACGAUGAGGCUAUACGGGGUGGGCCAGAGGCAGUGGAUGUUCCUGUGGAUCGCCGGCCACAAGCAGCGGAUGAGGCUGUGCAGGCAGGACAGCAGCGAGAUGAGGGGGCUAUAGACGCACGGCCCGUGGUUCAGGAGACAGCGACGGAUCCAGUCGUUCCUUUCUCGGGCCUGCACUUGGCUCAGGGCCGACAGUCGCAGCCGGUUCAGGCGGCAGUGCAUGGUGUGCCACCGCCCGUUAUCACGGAUAUGGGGUCCGAGCCGGUGGUGGUGCCUCCACGUCUUCCUAGUCACUUCGCUCCGCAAGAGGUCCGUCGUCCUUUGGAUGCAGAUGAGUUGGCUAGAGAGGCUGUGCGUGAUGUUACUCGAUUGGACCGACGGAUCUUCGACCGGAGGCUCGACCAUCCAGCAUGGCAGGCGAUCCCUUCGGUUCCAUGGGGUCCUGCGUCGCCCGUGUGGUCUGGGUCUACCUCCACCGGAGGACGUACUGCGGGAGAUUUUCCAGGGGUUUCGGGUGGCGUGCAGGAGACAGCGCCACAUACACGAGACAUGCCACCCCCUCCUCCUAGACCACCUGUAGGUGAUCCAUCAUCGUCGCCCACAGGCAGAGGCUCUCGAUCCCCACAGACGCCCGGGAGAUCGAGGAUUCGUGACACGACAGCAGUUCUACGGGACGUGUGUGACACGUCCAUAUUCGGGAGGACAGACCUAGAUUUGGAUUCUACCCGCCGUGUCACGGAGCACAUUGCACGCCUUCAGCCAGGGCUUGGGAGGACUUGGCGCCAGGACGACCGCAGCGAGGGAGGUGCCAGCAUCAGGUUGUGAGCCUCAGCGAGGUCGUGGUAGUGGAGUGUCCGCCGACACCUUGGAGCACGCUCUGAGAGCAGCGACGCGUGCUGUGCAGGAGCA